UUGACAGAAAAAUGAUGUUUACGAAAUAUUUUUAUUUCUUUUUCUUAUUACCUCUUGUGAGUAAAAUUGUAACACAAUGAAUUAAUCUUAUACAAUUAUAUUAAAAACACGUUUUUAUGAAUAAAUGGUAAAAUCCAACGAUAUCAUUGAGCCGCUAAAGCAGAAUUUAUUAAAUUGUUUCAAAAGUUGUGGUUUGGUAAAUUAUGAAAUCAUAAAUUCUCAAGAUAAUUUUACUAGCAAUUUUGAAAUAUUAUUAAUAAAUUGGAGUAUAACAAUUUUACAGAGUAAAAGUGAAGAUAUUAUUUUAACGGUUGGAAAUGAUAUGUACAAAUAUGUUUGUGAAAAAGGUCAAUACGUAAAUGAAGCGAAGAUGUGUUGUUAUAAAUAUGCUAGAGAAGUUAAUACUUUAAAAAGAACUAUGGAACUUGUGAACACGCCUUAUGAACAUUUGAUUACAGAUUCGAGUAGAGAAAAAAAAGUUUUGCCAACGUUACUUCAUGAACAGGACAUGAUUGUUGACUUGGGCUACGAUCCGGUGGAUGAUGAUCAAAUAGUUGUAUUGUCCGAAAAUACAGAAGCUGCAGACUACAUCAUGAUGGAGCGUUUGUAUUAAAUGUACCUUAAUUAAUUAAAAAUAUUUCAUUUGUAAAAAUUAUAUAAGAAUUAUAUAAUAAAUAAUAAAAAAUGCUCUGUUGUCUACAAUA
Messenger RNA from Daktulosphaira vitifoliae (grape phylloxera), 704 nucleotides. RefSeq lists its product as uncharacterized. The coding region runs from base 125 to 613 and encodes 162 amino acids. NCBI's taxonomy places the organism in Eukaryota, Metazoa, Arthropoda, Insecta, Hemiptera, Phylloxeridae. The record is from RefSeq and is a predicted model, not a curated record. The transcript has 3 exons.